Molecule: messenger RNA, 693 nt
Organism: Trichomonas vaginalis G3
Lineage: Eukaryota; Parabasalia; Trichomonadida; Trichomonadidae
Product: DNA replication
Exons: 1
Coding region: 1-693 (230 amino acids)
Biological process (GO): DNA damage response; DNA replication
Cellular component (GO): nucleus
Molecular function (GO): double-stranded DNA binding
Source: RefSeq, a predicted model, not a curated record
AUGGGUAAAAAAGAUUUAUCUGAGGCAAAAAGAAUUUCAAAACAUCUUAAGCACGGUGGUCUUGGAAAACUAAAGCUUUUCUGCGAUGUUUGCAAAUUUCAAGCUCGAGAUCCUGAAGCAUUUAGAGCGCAUACACAAACUGAACAUCACAGAUUGAUGAUGGCCCGGUUCAGACAAUCUGAAAAGGCAACAAUUGAUGCCAAUUCAAUGAAAUUUCAAAAAGAAUUUUUACAAGUUCUGAAAACAAGAUUUCCGAAUAAAGAAGUUAACGCAAAUAUUGUUUAUAUGCAAACAAUUUCAGAUCGUAAUCAUCAGCAUAUGAACUCAACUCGAUGGGAGUCUGUUAGAGGUUUCCUUACAGAAAUGCAAAGAUUAGGUUAUUUAACUGUAAGAACAACCGAACAAGGACGAUUCAUCAAGUACAUAGAAGUAGAUCCUGCUCUUCAAAUCGCAGAAAAAAUUAAAACUCAAGUAGAAGAACAAUUUAAUAAAGACUUAGAAAACACAAGAUCAUCAAUUGAGGAACAAAUGAAAUCUGCUCCUGCUGUUGUUUUCGAAGAUACAGUCAAAGCUCCACAAUCCGUUAAUGUCAGCUUUGCAACAGAAGAAAAACCUGUUCAGAAAAAGGUGUCAUCUCUAUUUGGAGGAAGCAACAAGCCAAAACCACCUCCAAAGCCUCCAAUGAAAUUAUAA